GACAAGGGGGGAAAGUAUCGGUGUAGCUGUAGUGGCUGGUAAUGUGCUUUUGGUGUGAUAAUGGUCCUCUCUGACUCACUUCCUCGAUCUGUGUCGCCGUAUAAUCCCUCGAUUGAUUCGAGAGAUUCUCGGCCAGCGCUCCUUGCCUGCCAACCUACGUGAUUCUUCUCUACUGCACGACCAGAUUCGCCCGUUGCUGUUGCUGCGCGGCUCUACUGACGUUUCGGAGGAUGGACAAAGUGCUUCUGAAUGGAGCGGAGCCGCAGAAUUUGGGGUCAGCCCACUUGUCGCUGCAAUCUGCACUAGGCGAGCGGCGCGGGUCGGCCACUUCGAUCAUCUACUCGGACUGGGAAGGACAAGAGCAGCAGUACCUGUUGGCAAAGGCCGGUACCUUCUCGACACAACAGUCUGCCCAGCUGCCCAGCUGGCUAUGGCUGGCCAUAGCGCGCUGCCUGAGGGUGCCCCUGCCCGCGGUGGCUCGCUGUCGCUACCUGCCUUCUCUGGGUCUCGUGCUUCAAGUGCUGACCCUGGCCUCCGGGCUGGGACUGUGCGUGCUCCACGUGUGCUGCGAGGUUCGGGCCAUCUUCUGGCGCCAGGACACGCGGGACUCUCUGCAGCGCUCGGUGUGCGGCUUCAUCGUGCUGGGCUGGUGUCUCUUCGGCAUCUACGCGAGGCGCCUGGCACGGAGACUCUUCAGCCACCCCGCCUUCUUCAGGGACAUCCGCAUGCACUCCAAGACCCUGCUGAAAAUCAACGUGGCAGCGCUGGCGGUGCUGGUGGGGGCGGUCUUUGUUGGCGUGAACGCUUACAGCGCCUGGCUGGAAGCGUCCCAGCCCGAAUGCGAGCCCCACGGAGGCUCCCACGAGCUUUGCAUGGCACGCUUCGGCGUCCGUCUGCUCUUCUCCGCCUUGGCGCUCCUCUGGAACGGACUCGUCUGCCUCGUCCUCGUGUCGGUGGCCAGGACUCACACCAUCGGCAUUCGAAGGUUCAUCAAGGAACUGGAAUCCGAUGCCGUAGCCCACGAGCGGCAGUACUCCAGACGCUUCCCGGGCUCCGUCAUCACUUCAGAGGACAUUUGUCAGGAGAGCAUCUGGAUUGAAAACAAUAUGCCGGACGAUAGAGACAUUGGAAUUCGGUUUUCGGCUUAUCAGCGGGAAGAUCGCCCUCUACACAGCCCCGUGGCUGCUGGUCACUCUCAAGUGAAUACCUUGACUUCCCAGAUGAGCGACUCUGCAAACACCGAAGUGUCCCAGGUCUGCCGAACUCUUUCCGUUGCCGAAAUACUCCGCAUAUAUUGGAAAAUAUCGUGCCGCCUGCGCCUGUCGGGCAUAGCUCUGCAGCGAUGGGUGGCCAGCCUGCUGGCCCUGGUGGUGGCUUGGUGCUCGGCCAUGCUCGUCGUGUGGCUGCACCAGCCGGCGUCCUUCUGCCAGGUGAUCGAGUUCGUCUGCCCCCUCACCGUACUUCUCAUCGUCUGCGCUUGCAUUGCUGAGGUCAACGUAGAAGGCAUCCGAAUGCUCAAGUGCAUCCGUCCCACCGAAGACAGACUUCAGAUGAUCAACUACAUCACGAAGGUACCGCUGCAACUUCUGACAUUUGGAUUUGCAAUCAGCUACGGUACCAUCACGACAGUCGUGCUGGGCGUGCUCGUCGCGUUCACUUCUCGUCUCAUCAUCGUCGAAAUUCAGGGUCACUAAAGGACUUUUUCGGCGAACUCCUUCUGACCCAGGCGGUACAGAUGGACGUCUACAGGCCGUCCAUGGAACGUUAGGACAUCCUGGAGAUGUCCAGAAAGCACUGUGUGUGGCCAGGACACCAACGUUGUCAAUGUAUACAUCGUGUGGCAGGCUUGAACAACCGCGCGGUAUGCUGUCCCGGUCGUUCUAACCUAUAUAGGAAGACCAGCAGCAGCAACAAUAUAAAAGUCUUAUAGUGCAUAGCCACUAAAAGGGCCACGCUUGAGAUUAACGACAGCUUAGUCACUUAGUCAAUGCUCGUUAUCUGAAGCUUGAUGGGAAAUCGCCGGAAACGCUUUUCCAUCCUCUGGAAAUGUUGCAAUAGUCCCAGACUGAGAACAAGAAUACCGCCCGAGUUUCCUGGGAUCCGAUUUUGGUCACUGUAAGAGCGAGAGCGAGAUCCAAUUUGGUCUCUCGCGAAGCGAGCGAAGAUAACAUUCAUUUGUCGUCCGCUAAAACGAGCGAAGAACGCGGUUAGUCUGCAACGGAGCAACAGUCGCGCACUGAAAUAAAGCAAGAAAACGCCGUACGUCGUCUGCUAACAGAUCGGGAAAAAGGUAUAUCGUGUGCUACGAAUCGAAAGCCACGGCGAAGUGAGGUCAGACGCGGGCUGAAAUGGGCAUCGUCUGCUGUUUCACAUUAGAGGCCGUUGACAAUACCCGCGCUCCUUUUGCAAACUUCAAGUUGCUCCGGUGCCGUAAAGAAGCUUACAUUGACCGGCAGAUGAGAAAGUACUAAGGACAAGCCCGUCAAAGGCCGCGAGACCUCUCUUGCUCUUCGUGUGUUGGUGAGACGGUCUCACUUCACGUUUGCCUGAUUGUGAACCUGCAAAUUAAUCAGAAAUAUCUUAUUGGUUGACUACUCGCAAGCUGCAGCGCCACGUUCAAUCAGCAGCCUAGAACGCUGUCGCUGUUUCCUUGACCAAAAUCGGACUCCGGACGAUGUAUCUAAAGCUGAGGGAGCCGCGUUUUCGAAUCGCAACUAUAGCCAGUUGCGCCUGGCCUGCUCUGGCAACAAAAUGGUGGCUUGCCCGUAAUACAGUAAGAAUUGAGUAUCGGUACUCUACUUGAUUUAGUGGCUCCAGGUGGUACCUCUCUGGACGCCAUUUUUGAGCGCGUCGUGUAGAGCGUAACCUCAAAACAAGCCUUCAUUUUUUGUCUGCCAAGUGCGAAGGCCUUGAGGGUGUGGAUUGCACGUUUCAGAAGCCAUCUGGUCUGACUUGCACGAAAUGAAAUCAGUCGGUUUUAUUACAGCCAAUGUGCUAUUCACUGGUUAUGCUAGCUUUGGCAGAGCUCACUUUCAGGUUGUCAAAUAUAUUUGAUAAAUAAUUAAGUUUCAUUUUGAGCAAGGUAGUCCCGUAUGCUGGCUUUCAGCCCACGCUCGGUAACAACGGACUCGACUAUCGCAGCCCGUGAAUGCCACUUUUCAGACGUAGUUGCGACGACAUAUGAAAGGUUCAGGCAUAGCCGUGUAAGAAAAAUAUUAUGCAUGUCUUUAAGAACAUAAUGCAGACGUAUCUGAGAAAAUGAUCGCAUGUGUCGACGAAGAUGAUAAUAUAUUUACUGUUCUUUCUUUGUGAUUGUGAAUACGUAAAUAAAAAGAACCUUAAGAACAUAAGCUGCAAACUAUGUUGCAAAAGUAUGUGGGAAUACGAUCACAUAUUGAACCUGGUUUCCUAUUUUGUUACUGAGUGUAUUCCAAUAAAAAAACUGUUCACAUGUCGCAUCUGAGAAAUUAA
This is a messenger RNA of Ixodes scapularis (black-legged tick), 3471 nucleotides long. RefSeq lists its product as uncharacterized. NCBI's taxonomy places the organism in Eukaryota, Metazoa, Arthropoda, Arachnida, Ixodida, Ixodidae. The record is from RefSeq and is a predicted model, not a curated record. The transcript is spliced from 11 exons. The coding region runs from base 231 to 1694 and encodes 487 amino acids.